Pecten maximus is the source of this 8899-nucleotide messenger RNA. RefSeq names its product histone-lysine N-methyltransferase SETD1-like. The transcript is spliced from 16 exons. Gene Ontology annotation, molecular function: protein binding; histone H3K4 methyltransferase activity; RNA binding. Bases 159 to 5300 code for a protein of 1713 amino acids. Gene Ontology annotation, cellular component: Set1C/COMPASS complex. NCBI's taxonomy places the organism in Eukaryota, Metazoa, Mollusca, Bivalvia, Pectinida, Pectinidae. The record is from RefSeq and is a predicted model, not a curated record.
UUGAUGCUUUGGUAGUGGUUGCAAUGUGAAGCUCUCACAGUUUUGUCUCCCUCCGUGUACAGGGAGGGAAACACGUAGAUUUCUCCAUGUGCAUUAACAAACAAUGUUAUCUUUAGCUUGAUUUUUCUGGAAUUUGUUGCAAUCACGCUUCUAACGCCAUGGAACACGAUAGGAAAGGAAACACAAGUUUCAAUGGAUUGUCCAGACAUUCUGUGGAUAGCCAGAAUGAGAAAAAGAGGAGGAACUAUAAACUCAUAGUGGACCCAAUGUUGAGAGGGGGUGGACAAAAGUUAUAUCGAUUUGAAGGCUUGGAUCCUAUGGAUAACCGACCCAUUCAUGUGCGAGAUCCACGUUCCCGAUUGACAAGACUUUGGUCAAAGAAAAUACCAGCAGAUUUACCAAUUCCAAGAUUUAAGUAUGAUGAACAUUAUGUUGGAGAACCACCACCAAAUGAAGUCACAUUUACCAAUUUGAACGAUAACAUCAAUCAAGAUUUCCUUGAAAACAUGGUGAAAGUGUAUGGAAAUGUGGAGGAGGUCAAAAUUUAUUACAACCCGAAGAACAAGAAACAUUUGGGUGUUGGAAAGGUUAUGUUUUUAUCCUCGAAGUCAGCAAAGAUGUGUGCAGAUAAACUCAAUCAAUCCUCUAAGAUGGGAAAUGUGAUGACUGUGUUUGUUGAUGCAGGAGGUAAAGAAAGACAGAAAAUUGUUGAUGACAUGUUGUCUGACAAACCAAAGACAUCAGCUCCUGUCAGUGCUCCCACUGUGUUGAGUGAUCCACGCAGGAACCGACGCUUGUCUUCAUCUUCAUCAUUCCCGACACUUAAGUCAGCUUCCAGUAUUCAAUCAGAUUUCUCCACAAGUAUCCAAUCACAGUCGAGUUUUGAUGCCUAUGACCCUGAGGCAUAUGACCCUGAAUUUGAAUAUUCAUUGACUCAGCCCCCUCCCCACCUUCCCUCUCAACCUCCACCCCCACUACCUAGCCAGCCCAUGUAUCCAUCAUCAGAGAAGAGCUUUAACAGCAGUCAGUCAGACUUGGGGUAUGGAUCAGGGACACCCAUGUCUAACUACAAUCAUGAUAGCUACAACAAGGGCUAUGAUAUGCAGUCUAAUACUCCCAGUGGCAGCUUCUAUCCUGGGGCCAAUCAAAAUCAAUUUGGCAUGUCACAAAGUCAUGGUAACAGUGGUGCUAAUAGUGGAUAUGGCUUCCAGCAACAGACACAGCAGCCGCCACCUCCACUUCCUCCACAGCCUCCUCAUCAACCACCCCCUCAUCUCCCUUCUCAUCCUCCACCUCCUCAUCUUCCCUCUCAUCCUCCUCCUCAUCUGCCACCUCACCAUUCUCAUGUAGCACCACUGCAUCAGAAUCAGCAUCAUCAAAUGUCAUACAACAAUAAUGAGAAUCAGUAUUCCUCGAACCAGGAUACGGACCGGUACCCACCAGAUCCACGUAACCGAGGAAAUAAUCACCACAGAAAUAGACAAAACAGCGAAGGUGGUUCUCGAGGUGACCACCGCAACCGGGACUGGCGGAGGGACAGAGACCACCGACACUCUCGUGACUCACGUGAUCACAGAGAUCGUGGGGAUGAUCGGAUGGGAGAGAGGGAUGGGUAUAAUAGAGAACCUCAGAGAGAUAGGUUUAACAGACGAAGUAAUGAUCGUGACAAUGACCGAGGUAACAACAGGGAUAGGAAUCAUCAUGACAGGUUUAACAGGGACAUGAGGGAUUCCAAAAGAGGUGGACCAGGGGGAGGAAAGGAUAGAAUAGAUAGCAGGGCAGGACCAGGUGGAGGGAAAGACCGGAUGGAUGGUAGAGGGGAAAGGGACAUUGGCAGGUUUCGUCAUAGACCAGAACCUGCUGAAAAGAGUAUGGAAAGAGAAAAGCCUCCACCCCAGCUCCCUAAGCCUAAAACACCAGAACCAGAACCUGCACAAGAAGAGGAGCCCCGCAGCAUGAGUUUAGAGUCACGCAUUCAGAGCUUGUUGCAAAAUGCAAUGGGUGAAGGGUUUGGCAGCCCAUCAUCAGACUCAACUAGUGAUUCGAGGAAAAAGGAGUCCACUCCCCCACCUACAAGUCGAUGGGAGAAACCUUCAUCUGGGCCCCGUACUCCAGAACCAGAGGUUCCACGUGUACCCCCCAUUCCUGUAGUGGACCAGACCUCUACUCCCUAUAACCACAUGUCACACUUCGGUACGCCACGGGACUCUGGGCCCCAAAGCACUCCCGACUUCAGGGACGUUAACAGUGUUCAGGGCAGUGUGAAUGGUAGCAUUAAUGUUAGUGUGCCCCCACCAUCCUUUCAUCCUGCAAAUAUUUCUGGCAUGCCAGACAUGUACAACCAAUUACAACCAUCUCAAGAUACGGCGACUCCAAAAAUGUCGCAGGAAACUGUUCAAGACACUAAAAGUGCAUCUGAUGAUGAUGACAGAAUGAGUAUAUCAUCAGGUGGAAGUGGGGACCAGAAUAUAGAGGUGAAUCCCUUACUUCAUCCCUCUGGGGAUGUACCCAGUCAGCCAAUGGUGCCCCUAGUAAAUACAAACUUUAUGUCCCCAAACACAUCUCAGCCUACAGCUUGGCAGGCAGGCUCGUACAACUAUGGUUUUAAUUGUGGCCAGAUGAUGGACAUGUCUGGGUAUAAUGUGUGUAACCAAAACUAUUACAACCAGUAUGUGAAUAAUUCUCUGAAUGCCAGCUCUCAAGGACAAGUCGUAGAUCAGUCAGAGGAGGAUGAGAAAGUGGAGAAAACAUUCGCAGCUGUGUUAGAUGGUUGUAUAAAAGAAUUAAAACAAAUAAUGCAAAAAGACAUGUGUAAAAAGAUGGUAGAAAACUCGGCAUUUAAAUCGUUUGAUGGAUGGUGGAACAAUGAGGAACAGAGAAACAAGCAACUUCAGCCACAGAAAACUGUUCCUGAAAAGCUUCCAGACAAACCAUCAUCCAUUAAACCAACAGUGACAGUGGGUAAAAAGGAAGUAAGCUCCACCAUCGCCUCACUGUUUGAACCACAGCACCCCUGGACCAAGGAAGGCGAGAUCAACUUUGGCAGCUACUCUGGUGGUGGUAUGAGUGGAGGCUUCCUAGGCAUCAGGGGAGGAAUGCCUCGACUGCCUUCAUUUAAGAGAAAGUUCCGUCCACCAUCCCCUCCCCCUGAAGAUGAGGAGAGCAAGGGUGCUCAUGAUGAGGGUGAUGACGAGGCCAAAAUGGAAGAUGACGCUGGAUCAGAUGAUGAAGUCGCAUCCAAGAGGGCAACAAGGAAGGCUGUUGUAAGUGAUAGCAGUGAUGAUGACGAGGAGGAGGGCGAAGAUGAUGAAGAUGAGGAUGAGGAGGAUGAAGAUGAUGAUGAAGAAGUCAGUGGAGAGAGUAGUGAGGAUGAGAGUGAAGAGGAAGAUGAGAGUGAAGCAUCUGUCUCUGACUCGGAUGAUGAGGAUGAGGAGGAUGAAGAGGACACCACAGUAGAUGUAGAAGGAAAGGAUGAUGAUGAGGAAGAGGAUCCUAUUAUAGAUGUGACAUCUAAAGAGGACAGAGAGGAAGGAGAGGACGAUGAGGAGGAUUUAUCUGUUGGUGAGCCAGCUAAGGUAGAGAAGGAAGAGACAGAGGACGAGGAGGAGCAGGAGGAGGACAAUGACAAGGAAGAUGAAGAAGAUGAGGAAGUUGACAUGUCUCUGUCUGAAACAGAAGAAAAGGAAGAGAAGGAAAAGUCAGAAUCGCCCCAACCCUCUGAUAGAGUAUUACCCUCAAAUGAAGAAAUCUGUGAUAAAGACAAUGCUGAGAAGGAAGACUCACAAACAGAAAGUGAAAAAGUGAAUAAUGAUAAUGCAAAGUCUUCCUUUGAUGCAAAUCUUGCAAUAGCCAAAAAUUUAACUAAAUCCAACUUUCAGACGUUAUUAGAUGCGUCUGAAAUUCUUAGUUUACGAGAACUUGUACAAAAGCCAUCAAUUCUGAAAGAGACAGAAAAAGUGAAGGAGGAAGUGAUAGAUGUUGUGGAUUCUGAACCUGACAAAGAGGAAAGGUUUGGAUUCUUGGCAGAACAUGAUUACUUUGCUCCACCUGUAUUACCGCCAGGACAGGAGGCAGAGGAAAUUGAUUCAGAUGGGACCAUGUCAGCAGACGAGGAAACGUCGUCAAUGGAAGUGUUCAUGGACCAUAAUUAUUGUCUUCCUCCUAAAAUACCACCCAAACUGGAAAUGCCAGUGGAAGAACUGAAACCAGAACCUGUAAAGGAUGUGGUGAAACCCAAAGAAUUAGUGAAAACAGAGUUACCUCAGGAAAACAAAAAGCCAACGGCAAAGAGAAAACCCAGAAAACCAAAACAACCCACACUAACAGACAUUACAGAAGAAACGGUUCACUUAAAUAAACAACGAGGUAGUCGAGAGUUAGCAAAUCUUCUCGAACCCAUCAAACCUAUUCCAAAGUUUGAUCCCAGGAAUUUAGAUGAUGAAAGAAAAGUGUUUUUUGACAUGUACACAAGUGGUCUUGAUCCAGAGGAUAUUAUGUUCUUGAAAAAGACUUAUGAGAACCUUCUUCAAUCUGAGGAUCCAGCAUGUUACUGGAUUAAUGAUAUUCUGUGGGUGGAUCAUCCUGUUACUAACAUACCUGACCCUGUUCCACCAAAAAAGAGACGGAAACUAGAAGACAUGCCCAAGAUACAUUCAACAGGGAGUGCCAGAACAGAAGGUUUUUACAAGCUGAGUGUGAAGGACAAAACCGGUAACAGACUUGAUGCCUUUAAAGCAGGCAAAGAACCAGACACAAGACUGGAAAAGAAAGCACACACUUCCAGGGAAGCUCGUCAUGAGAACAGAAGACUUCAAACAACAUUUGCUGAUCUUGAUGUGGGAGACCUGCUGCGCUUCAAUCAGCUCAAGUACCGUAAGAAGCAGCUCAGGUUUGCACGCUCAGAUAUCCAUGACUGGGGGUUGUUUGCACUGGAACCAAUUGCGGCGGAUGAGAUGGUGAUUGAGUAUGUAGGACAGGGUGUACGGCAGUCAGUGGCAGACCUCCGGGAGAAGAAGUAUGAGGCUGAUGGUAUCGGCAGCAGCUACAUGUUUAGGGUGGACGCCGAGACUAUCAUCGACGCUACCAAGUCUGGCAAUCUGGCUCGCUUCAUCAACCACUGUUGUAAUCCAAACUGUUAUGCAAAGGUGAUUACAGUGGAAAGUCAGAAGAAAAUUGUCAUCUAUUCCAAGAGAGACAUUGAUGUUAAUGAGGAAAUAACCUAUGACUACAAAUUCCCCAUUGAGGACGAGAAGAUUCCAUGUCUAUGUGGGGCCACCUCCUGUCGUGGAACACUCAAUUGAGGAGGAGAUUGAAUUGUGUAAGAAAUAGGUGAACAACAGUUACAAAAAAUUAAACCAAUUUGAAAGACUACCGUGAAUAUCAACAGAGGUCAUCAGAAUAGUCAUCAUCGCCAAGGAAACCAGGAAAUAUGUUAUUAUGAAUAUCACCAGGAAAUAUGUCAUCCUAAAUUUCACCAAGAAAACCAAAUAACAUAUCACCAUAAAAUGUCCACAUAGGGUCAACUUUUUUAUUAGAAAUUUCACAAAGGGUUUCAGAAGGGUCAAUGUGGAUUAAAAAAGUUUCUCAAUUUUAUUAUCAGAAUGAUAUCUACCUAGCAAUUUAGAAUUCUUAAAUAAUGAACUCCUUACUCAUUACAGUUCAGAUUGAUGUAUUUUACAGUUGUGAUUGAUUUCACUAACAAUGGCAAUAGAUAGUUAAUGGGAGACUACUCUUCAUGACUUUAAGGAAGAAUACAAUAUCAAAUGUACUUCUAUGUUAAUUUGAAAAUCUGCAGGAUCAUUAUUCUAGAGAAAAGUGUACUGGUAUUCAAGAAGAUCUUUUAAUUUAAUAAACAGGGAUGUGUAUAUUUAAGUUAGAUGACCUUGAUACAAUUGAGAAUCUUUCAGAUUUUCCCUAUGUGGUAGACUUAUACUCAACCUCGAUCUCACAACAGCCAUUGUCGUGCCAGAUAAACGUUGUGUUAGUGACACUGUAACGGUGUCGUUACAACAUUCAGGGAGCAGCUAGACUGCCAUUUUGUUUGUUAAUGUAUUAUUUGGAAGUAUUACACCAGUUUUAGUAUUUAGUCUGACUUAUGUAAACCAUCCAUCGGAUUCACAUCCUCUGAUAUGUUGUUGGGGUGUUUUUGUGUAAAAUUCUGUUUUGUUAUCAGAAGUUGCUAACUAGAAGAUUUAGUGCUAUUUUUACAAACCAUGUAAUUAAAAAUUAUUAUUUCAGUUGUUACGAUAAUCUUACAAUCUUUAUCCUCAAAUUUUCAGCAAAACCUAUUAUGACUUUGUCUUGAUCGUGAGGUUUAAUUACACACCAAGACAUGGCCACAGGAUCCAUUGAAAACUUUCUGAAAGUCGAGUCUACAUACACAGGUCCAAGUAUUGUCACACAGUAGGCAUUAAAGCAUGUGUAUAAUGGCACAACAGGCUUUUUUAUCACUAUAAGUGUUAAGUAUGAAAUCCAUGUUGUCUACAAAUCAAUUUCUCCUCUGUUAAUGUUUUGUACUACAUUUGUAUUUCUUUUUUCAAAGAGUUUCGUUAUUGUGGGUUGUAUAUAACUUUUACAGGAUUUGUACUGUCAAUAUGUCGCUGUAGUGCUAUAUUUUUCUUGAUUUUGAUACAUAAAUGCUCAACAUUGGUGGAUUGUAUUGUGGUAAGGUAAAGACAUAAUAAUACUUGGAGGUUCAUUCAUGUGUUAGACAUCCUGGGGAUUAGAUGUAUAUCUUUUGUUAUUGACGUGUUCCUAAUUACAGGUUUAUCUCUGUCAUGGAGAUGCUUGUAAGUAGAUGCUCAUCUCGGUCAUAGACAUGCUUAUAAUGAAAGAUUCUCCUGUUGUGGUAGUGCUUAGCUUGUAAUUAGAGUUUAUCUCUCUUAUGGACAUACUUGUGAUAAAUAUUGCUUUUAGUAAGUUAAUAUCUCAACUCUUUCAGUGAUACGGUUGUUGUAGUUUGUAGGGAUAUCAUUUUCUCUUACCCAGGACAGUGGAUAGUAGGGAUAUCAUUUUCUCUUACACAGGACAGUGGAUAGUAGGGAUAUCAUUUUCUCUUACACAGGACAGUGGAUAGUAGGGAUAUCAUUUUCUCUUACCCAGGACAGUGGAUAGUAGGGAUAUCGUUUUCUCUUACCCAGGACAGUGGAUAGUAGGGAUAUCGUUUUCUCUUACCCAGGACAGUGGAUAGUAGGGAUAUCGUUUUCUCUUACCCAGGACAGUGGAUAGUAGGGAUGUCAUUUUCUCUUACCCAGGACAGUGGAGAGUAGGGAUGUCAUUUUCUCUUACCCAGGACAGUGGAUAGUAGGGAUAUCAUUUUCUCUUACCCAGGACAGUGGAUAGUAGGGAUAUCAUUUUCUCUUACCCAGGAUAGCCACAAUUUUACUUGGUGUGAGAUUUUCUUAUUUUACCCCAGUGUUGAGUCAUGCUCUUUGCACAGUAUGGUUUGUCAUAGCCACAAUACCAUGUUGUCAUGGCAACAAAACAAUGAUGUCACACGCAUGUCGAAAUUCAGUUAAGUCACAUAAACAUUGUGUUGCAUUGAUGUAAUGACAAUAGAUCACAUAAACAUUGUGUUGCGUUGAUGUAAUGACAAAUGACCUAUAAGAUACAUCAGAUGGUAAACAGGGUAAGAGAAAAAUAAUCCAUCAACCCCCGAAGUAAGAUUAUUACAGUAUGCUGCCAAACACUCUGCAUGCCUCAUGUUCGGCAACGUAAGAAUCUCCCCCCUCAGGUUUAAGUCUUGCCUGCAAAGUUAAAAGAUUCCAUUUUCACUUUUCAGUGACAAUGUUAAUUUUUGGUAUCAAUAUCGGCACUAGUCUACUAGCCGUAUCUACUUGUCCUGUACCUAGCUGUUCCUAGUAUCAUCUACUUGUCCUGUACCUAGCUGUUCCUAGUAUCAUCUAAUUGUCCUGUACCUAGCUGUUCCUAGUAUCAUCUACUUGUCCUGUACCUAGCUGUUCCUAGCCGUAUCUACUUGUCCUGUACCUAGCUGUUCCUAGCAGCAUCUACUUGUCCUGUACCUAGCUGUUCCUAGCAGCAUCUACUUGUCCUGUACCUAGCUGUUCCUAGCAGCAUCUAAUUGUCCUGUACCUAGCUGUUCCACGGAAUAAAACCAAUAUCUCUACAGUCCAAACAACACUGUCUACAUAAUGAUAAUGUUAGUUUAUAAGAAAAAUCAAACGUGUUCGUGUAGGUAUAUAUAGAUGGUGACUAUUCAUGACUGAAACUCAGUUGUUUUAUUGAGAGGGAUGACUCUAUAUUGACUGAAGUCAUGUUUUCAGUAGAAUUAUGGCUAUAUCCUAAUAUCAAAACUUACAAUUUCUCAACUCUGGACUAUAAGGUUUCACUCUCCCAAUAGGACCUUUGACCUCAUAAAGGAUUCUAAUGCAAUUUAAUAUCACCUUAUGUGAUAGUGAUUCACUUGUGUCAGAACCAAGAUUAUUCAUGUACUAGCCUUGAUGAAUCCUGGAUUAUGUGAUGUCAUCAAUGUAUUUUGUUACUUAUCAGACAGUCCAGAUUUUGUACUGGGAAAAAUGAUUAGGUAUUUUGUAAUUGUGAUUGGAAAUGAACUGUUUCGUGCUUUUCAUGUGUUGAGCGCUUUUAUAUUUGCUGAAUGUGUUCAAAAUUUUAUUGGCAUGUGUUAGUUAACUCUAUUUGAUGUAAAUAUUAAUGAAUUCAUAGAAUGCAUUCUAUUUAAUGUAAUAGUCAAGUGCAAUUGACAACUUAGAAAUCAUUUGUACAUGGUCAUCAUUGAUAGUGCUGUGUACAUAGUAAAAUUGUUACAUCUGAUAAAUCCAUUUGUAUAUAAUAUAUAUAUAUAUUAGUAUAUGUGAAGGUUUGUAAAGGUGAAAGUGAUUACCGUGAGUACCAAAUAAAUACAUUUUAAUAUAAUAAAUUA